AUGGGCAUCUUGGAGCCAGGCUGCCGAGACAUGCUGACAGGCACCGACCCGAUGCCAGCGAGCGACGAGGGCCGGGCGCCAGGCGCCGACUCGCACAACCGCUACUUCUACCCGGAGCCGGGAGCGCAGGACGCGGCCGACCGUCGCGUGGGCGCCAGCCCUGGGGCGCCCUACGCCGGGGGCGCCCUGGUGCCUGCCCCGCCGGGCCGCUUCCUCGGAGCCUACGCCUACCCGCCCCGACCCCAGGCCACCGGCUUCCCCGGGGCGGGCGAGCCCUUCCCGCCGACGCCGGGCGCCGAGGGCUACCAGCUGGGGGACGCCUACACCGCCCCGGACCCGCGCGCCACACUCUACCCGGGGCCGCGCGAGGACUGUGCGCUGCCGGCGGGGCUGGAGGUAUCCGGGAAGCUGAGAGUCGCGCUCAACAACCACCUGUUGUGGUCCAAGUUUAAUCAGCACCAGACGGAGAUGAUCAUCACCAAGCAGGGACGGCGGAUGUUCCCAUUCCUGUCCUUUACUGUGGCUGGGCUGGAGCCCACCAGCCAUUACCGGAUAUUUGUGGACGUGGUCUUGGCGGACCAGCAUCACUGGCGGUAUCAGAGCGGCAAGUGGGUGCAGUGUGGAAAGGCUGAGGGCAACAUGCCAGGGAACCGCCUGUACGUCCACCCAGAUUCUCCCAACACUGGAGCCCACUGGAUGCGCCAGGAAGUUUCAUUUGGGAAACUAAAGCUCACGAACAACAAAGGGGCCUCCAACAACGUGACCCAGAUGAUCGUGCUCCAGUCCCUCCAUAAGUACCAGCCCCGGCUACACAUUGUCGAGGUCAGUGAUGGAGAGCCAGAGGCGGCCUGCAACGCUUCCAACACGCACAUCUUUACUUUCCAAGAAACCCAGUUCAUUGCCGUGACCGCCUACCAGAACGCCGAGAUUACUCAGCUGAAAAUUGAUAAUAACCCUUUUGCCAAAGGAUUCCGGGAGAACUUUGAGUCCAUGUAUGCAUCUGUUGACACCAGCGUCCUCUCCCCGCCUGGACCCAACUGUCAAUUGCUUGGGGGAGACCACUACUCUCCUCUGCUCCCCAACCAGUAUCCCGUUCCCAGCUGUUUCUACCCCAACCUUCCCAGCCAGGCCAAGGAUGUGGUUCCCCAGCCUUACUGGCUGGGGGCCCCUCGGGACCACAGCUACGAGGCCGAGUUUCGAGCUGUCAGCAUGAAGCCUUCAUUCCUGCCCUCCGCCCCUGGGUCCACUAUGUCCUACUACCGAAGCCAGGAGGUCCUGGCGCCCGGAGCUGGCUGGCCUGUGACCCCCCAGUACCCUCCCAAGGUGGGCCCAACCAGCUGGUUCCGCUCCAUGCGAACUCUGCCCAUGGAACCUGGCCCAGGAGCCUCAGAGGGGCGGGGGCCAGAAGACCAGGGCUCGCCCUCCUUGUGGACUGAGAUCACCCCCAUCCGGCCAGAGUCCAGCGACUCAGGACUGGGUGAAGGAGACUCUAAGAGGAGGCGUGUGUCCCCCUACCCUUCCAGUGGCGACAGCUCCUCCCCUGCGGGGGCCCCUUCUCCUUUUGAUAAGGAAACCGAAGGCCAGUUUUAUAACUAUUUUCCCAAUUGAGCAGAAGACAUGGUGAAAGGAACAGAAAGAGUGUCAUUGGGUUGGUGACACCAACUAACGUAGACCAGAGACCCAGGACUGAGCCGUCCCCAGCUCCCUCUGUCCCAUCUCCUUCUGUAGCUGGUUGAGGAAGAGGGGGGCCAAGAAGGAUUCUGGGGUUCACUUGCUGCCUCCUGGCCCACAGUGAAACCUGCAAGGAGUGUUCUCUGCCCCUUCCUCUGUCCCAACUACAGUCAUUUACCUGGUGCUGCUUCUGGCUGUGGGUUCCCAGCUGGAGAACAGAAAACAGACAGUGGAAGGUCUGGGACACAAAGGAGCUUCCUCCCUUCUGCGGGGUGUAGGGGUGGGAGUGGGGGGGGGGCGGGGUCAGGAUCAGGUGGGACAGCCAGACUAGAGACUCAGAUCUCUUCCUCUGCAGAGUAACUUUCAACAUUUGUGUGUGUGUGUUAAUCCCUGAUGUGGAAAUAAAGACACAUGAAUUUUAUAACAGCCA
Molecule: messenger RNA, 2101 nt
Organism: Balaenoptera acutorostrata (minke whale)
Lineage: Eukaryota; Metazoa; Chordata; Mammalia; Artiodactyla; Balaenopteridae
Gene: TBX21
Product: T-box transcription factor 21
Exons: 6
Coding region: 1-1608 (535 amino acids)
Biological process (GO): regulation of transcription by RNA polymerase II; lymphocyte migration; positive regulation of DNA-templated transcription
Cellular component (GO): nucleus
Molecular function (GO): DNA-binding transcription factor activity, RNA polymerase II-specific; RNA polymerase II cis-regulatory region sequence-specific DNA binding
Source: RefSeq, a predicted model, not a curated record